Molecule: messenger RNA, 1191 nt
Organism: Trametes versicolor FP-101664 SS1
Lineage: Eukaryota; Fungi; Basidiomycota; Agaricomycetes; Polyporales; Polyporaceae
Exons: 3
Coding region: 1-1134 (377 amino acids)
Source: RefSeq, a predicted model, not a curated record
AUGGGCCAAGACUGGAAGUUCUUCAACCUCAGUAGGAUGCAAUACGAGUAUCCGAACGGCGGCUACAAGCUUGGAAUAAUAUUCAUGGCAAAACAACCAUUUCUCGUUCGCAGUUUGACCAUACCAUAUCCUCUGCCGAAACUAGCAAAACUGCUCGCAAACUGUCCCCCACCCGGCCCCAUCGCGAAGAAAGGCCUCCUCUCGCUUCCAGACGAGCUCAUCGACAUCAUCCUCUACCACGAUGACCUGCCGAUACUCGACAGUAUCUGCCUCGCCGUAACGUGCAAGAAGAUCCUCGCGGUCGCCGAAGACGGCCUUCUCAAGCACGGCCGCGACUUCGGCUCCGCCUUGUGGGCGCACUGCCGGAUCGUGUGCCUCGGCGAAUACACACAGCUCGACAAGGCCCCGGACAGCCUGUUUCCCCCGAACCUUCAGACCAAAAUCCAUGCCGGGCUCAAGAAGAUAGGCAUGGCCGUCGACGAGGUCUCCUACGGGGGACUGCUCGAUAUCGAGAAUCUCUGCGGCCACGCGUCGAUCUGGUUAUACCGUGGCGUGCACGAGAACAGGCGCUAUGUAAUGAAACUCCCGCGGCCCGACCGCGACCUGUUCGUCGCCGCCGCCGCGGUGACGUUCCCGAAGCGCGACGACUGGGCGCUGCUUAACACCACGAAGUACGAAUACGUGCGCGCGGGCCCCAUCGCGGAGCUGGGCGGGAAGCCGCACUCGGUGCAGCCGUUCCUGGAGGAUUGCCCGAUCGACCUCGGCACGGCGCUGUACACACGGUUCUGCUACUCGUUCAGCCAAGACACCGCGAUGGUAAACACGUCAGUCAACAUCCACCGGGGGAAGUGGGUCGGCGACCGGUUUGCGAUCGACACACUCGAGCGCGCGGUCCGGAGCGACACGGAGAACAAGUGGAAGGACGUGACGUUCGAGGUCGUCGAGGACAUCAGGGCGAUAUACAAGGACCAAUGGCCGGAGGACUGGAAGGUGCAGCUCAAGAGAUUCCAUGGCCCGUUCGAUUACGCGUGCUACAACUGGGACCAACCGUGGCACAUAGGUGACCUGCUUCCAUCCCCGGAGGAGGAGAUACGUCGAGAGCGGCGGCGGCAAGGCAUUGUUGACUUAGAGUAGGAGACUGUCAAGAGCGAGGCAAAGUGGACACCUAUACUCUCAUUGAUUAUAUAUGCU